Protopolystoma xenopodis is the source of this 144-nucleotide messenger RNA. The record is from the annotation of a GenBank genome assembly. NCBI's taxonomy places the organism in Eukaryota, Metazoa, Platyhelminthes, Monogenea, Polystomatidea, Polystomatidae.
ACGGACAGUUUGGUGCCAGCUCCUGCAAACUAUCGAGAGAGAGGGCACGAGGCCGGUAACUGGGGCGUAGAAGAUCUGCAGUCCAGUCGCUUUGAUCUCUUCAACUGUUUUGUUUUACUUAAUCAGCACUUGGGCAGCCUGUGA